AUGGAGCUGUCAGUAACUUCUGAGAAACUAGAGGUAGCAGUUGACGAGGAGCUUGUGCCUGCCGCGGUUGCAAAGGGGCCAUCACCAGAACUUGAUAUCGAGGCUUCCGUAGUAACAUGCUUUGAUCUGGAUCAGGUCGAGGGGAAAAUUCCUGCUAGUUUUGAACCAGAGGACGAGCAUGGGGGUAUUGAUCCUUCUAUUCAACAACUGCAACGUGAAAAACCAGAGGACGAGCAUGGGGGUACUGAUGCUUCUAAUCAACAAUCUCAACAUGAAGAGAUAGAAAAGGAUUUGGAUGAUGUUCUACGUAAGGGUGAUUUCGAUGCGAUUGAUCAAACAGUGACUCCAAAAACCCUGGCAAGGUGUAAAACUAAUUCCUUACUCAAAUCUUUCCAGGUCAACAAAGCACUGCGAGAUUUAGCACAUGGUGCAAACCCGGAGAAAGACGAUAUAGAACAGCUAGAAAAAUCUAUAGGCGAGUUCGCAGAAGCCUUGAUGGAUCCUCUUAAAGCCGACGCCGAUACCAGAAAUACAUUUCAAAGUUGUUUUGAUGAUGUGGUGGACAAUGCAAUUGACACGAAGCAGAAGAAGUUCAUCUUUCACCCAGUGGUGUAUAACUUGCUUAACUCCAGAUGGUACCGCUCCUUUUUUCACGUAAGAAAAGAAUCAUGGCGGACACCUAAACGCUGGGGAUACUUUUUUCUCAACCUCUGGACGGUGUUUGACAUCUUCUUUUUUCCCUUUCUCUUUGCCAUUUUCUUCGUCGUGCAUUUGGUAAAACGGGUCUUGAGGAGGAAAAGAGAAACUGAAAUAUGUUUUGUUUUGACGCUGGGCAAAGAUACCUCAGAAGAAGAAUUUAAUCUGAUUAAAAGGACGAUAAACUACAUUGUUGGUGAAUAUGGCUGCCGCCCUGCCAAAUACUGUGUUGUUUUACAUGAAGACAACAAAAUUAUCGGUAACAUCAACUUUAAAGAGAGGUACACUACUAAGGAUGCACUUCGAACGAGGAUUAACCAGUUACAGCGGCCAAACUCAACCAGUUCACUCGGUGAAGAUCUUAUGGCCACCCGAAGUGCAUUCACAAACCAAACACUUGGGAAGGAGGCCAAAAAGGUUGUCGUGCUCUUUCUUAAUGACCCGUCACGCACGGUUAUGCAUAAAACCAAGAGAACACCGCCUUUACCAGAGGAGAUACAGAAGUUGCGAGUUAACAUCUUUCCCGUCGGUUUUGGGGAGUACACCAAAUUAUCAGAAUUAAAUAAGAUGGCAACUGAAGAUGGCACAGCACGUCACUUUGGAGAAUACGAGUCACCCGAGACAUUGGGGACAGCUGUCAUACAAGGUAUCGAGGGAAAGAACAUCUAUGAGAAAUACAAGGAUUACUUUACGACUCCUUAUUUCAUCUUUUUCCGCGACACGCUGAGUUAUCUCACCCUCCUUGGUCUUCACUUCGCCAUUUGCCUGUCCCCUUCCUCUAUUGCCUUCAGUCAACUAGAAUGGGUUAUUUUAGUUUUCUUCCUGGGACGCGUUUUGAUGGAGGUGGAUCAGUUCAAUAAAAAGGCUUGUAUGAAACCUUGUAUGAAAGCACGAAAGCUGUGUAGGAGGAAUAGAGAUGGCUCCAGCUACCAAGAACGUUCACAUGAGGGUCAACAAGAGACAAGUGAGGCAGGAGAAGACAAUACCUUGCUAAAGAAGCUUAGAAAUUAUUUCAGAGGCCCUUGGAAUGUGCUUGACUUCAUCAUUCUUGUUUUCUACCUGAUCACCUUCAUCUUACGCAUAAUUACAUGGAAAAACUCCACGGACGUGUCAGACAACAGACUCUUGGCUGUGUCAGAGUAUUUCUAUGGAUUUAUCGCCAUGUUUCUCACACCAAGAGCCUUUGGUCAAGUCAUUGAGCGCGUGCGGGGAAUGGGUGUAAUACAAAUCGCUUUGUUCUUUGUUAUCUGGGAUGUAAUGGCGAUAUUUUGGCAAUUUUUGGCCAUGAUAAUUGCAUUUUCUCUGGCUAUGACUAAGAUGUAUCUUGCUGAGAAGGCGUAUACCUUAGGAAAAGAUUCCGCCGAGGAUUUGGCAUGCAGUGAUUCCGGGAUAAUUUGUUGGUGGAACAUGGCGACACACCAUGGUUGGUCUUUACUGGGUUUCGCUGACCUGGACAGGUUGAACUCCGUCGACAAUCCAUCCGUUUCUCUUAUUCAUGUACUGUACAGCUUGUUCUUAAUCAUGGCAGUUAUUCUUCUCCUGAACAUGAUGAUUGCGUUACUCUCCAAUACCUAUCAGCAGGUUCAGGAAAAUUCCCUGCAGGAGUGGUCUUUCAAGAGAGCCAUUACUGUAAGAACUUACAGCACUUAUCAUCCAAUACCAGUGCCCUUCAACCUUUUGUCUUUCCCCCUGAUAGUACUCGGGAACCUCCGUCGGAUGUGUUCGUGUAGAACAUGGUGCGACACUCCUGCUUCGCUCGAGGGCGGAUGGAGAGUGGCUCUGGAUAAAGUGGUGAAGGAACUAGAAAGUGUGUACUUCGAGAAAUACGGUUAUGAAUUUCCCCUCACAGAGGGGAAAAAGAUAGAUCACUUGGUGCUUGAAAAUGAGGGAAGUCGAAAAUUGGCCAACCAGAUAGUUCAUCAAGUAUUCCGAUCGCGUGGAAACAAGGAGGAGAAAUUUGCGUUCGGCCAAAGAGUGUGGUAUGAUUCGCCGGGAAUUGCUGUCAAUGGCUGUCUCCUAACUUACGUGGGACCUAAGUCCUGCAACAUAUGCAAAAGUGGAAAGCCUAAGAACAUUCACAGUGCCAAGUUCAAGUCUCCCUUUACACCAGAGACACCACGAUUUGAGGUACUUAUUCAAGAGACUGGGGAGAGGUGUAUUGCGGCUCUGGGUGCUGUGCCUGAGUCGUACGACUGUCAUAAAAUGCCUGGCUGUUGUAGUGGAAGCGUCGGUUACCACACAGACGAUGGUGAAAUAUUUGAAACUGGCUUCCAUAAGCUGGGAAGAGAAGUGAAAGGAGCCAUGGCUUACCGCGGCGAUCUCAUCGCCUGUGAAGUUGAUUUUAGUGAAGUCUCCGAGGGAAAUGUGUCUGUGUUGUUCUUCUUGAAUGGUAGAAAAGUAGCGUGUUCUUCAGUGGAGUAUACCGAGGGAAAUGAACUAUAUCCCUUCGUUUCAUUGGGAUCUAAAGGCAUUACAGUGCUCACCAAGAUGUGCCAUCCUGACAGAGACCGUUUUAGUAGAGUAACAAAGGAAAUUGGAGAUCUGCGACGUGAUUUUCAGGAUCAACUUGCCGAGCAAAGGAGGAUGUUGUCAGAAAUAAGAGAUUUAGUACUGCUUUUGAAGGAAGUAAAGGAUAAAGAUGAGCAGGAAAAAGAUAUUAAGAAGUUGGCUGAUUAUUUAAGUUAAA
Messenger RNA from Pocillopora verrucosa, 3382 nucleotides. The record is from RefSeq and is a predicted model, not a curated record. Lineage: Eukaryota; Metazoa; Cnidaria; Anthozoa; Scleractinia; Pocilloporidae.